Stomoxys calcitrans (stable fly) is the source of this 4266-nucleotide messenger RNA. It is a transcript of the gene Sf3b3, whose product is annotated as splicing factor 3B subunit 3. Gene Ontology annotation, biological process: mRNA splicing, via spliceosome. The transcript is spliced from 12 exons. NCBI's taxonomy places the organism in Eukaryota, Metazoa, Arthropoda, Insecta, Diptera, Muscidae. The coding region runs from base 180 to 3857 and encodes 1225 amino acids. Gene Ontology annotation, cellular component: U2 snRNP; nucleus. Gene Ontology annotation, molecular function: protein binding; U2 snRNA binding. The record is from RefSeq and is a predicted model, not a curated record.
AACAGUUGAAGAAAAAUUUAUAAUACUCUUCCUCAUUUCGUUUUCAGCCGGCAACGUAGCAACUACUGGCUGGGUACAGUUCCAAAUCCCCAGUCACUGUAAUAAUUAGUUUUAUUAAUUUGAUCCGUAAGCAUCCGGGUAUUUUCAACUCGAAACUUAUUUAUGAAAUGUAAAAGAAUAUGUAUUUGUACAAUCUAACUCUUCAAAAGGCCACGGGUGUUACCCAUGCCGUCCAUGGCAACUUUUCGGGAGGUAAGCAGCAAGAAGUCCUAGUUUCUCGUGGCAAAACCUUGGAACUAGUAAGGCCCGACUCCAAUACCGGCAAAGUACAUACAGUAUUAUCCACUGAAGUUUUUGGUUGCGUAAGAUCAUUAAUGGCAUUCCGUUUGACUGGAGGAAAUAAAGAUUACAUAGUUGUGGGUUCCGAUUCUGGGCGCAUUGUUAUACUUGAAUACAAUCCUACCAAGAAUUGCUUGGAUAAAGUACAUCAGGAAACAUUUGGCAAAUCAGGAUGUCGUCGCAUUGUUCCUGGUCAAUAUUUGGCGAUCGAUCCCAAAGGACGUGCCGUUAUGAUUGGCGCUGUAGAGAAACAAAAACUGGCCUAUAUACUUAAUAGAGAUGCUCAAGCUCGUUUAACAAUAUCUUCACCAUUAGAAGCCCACAAAUCGAAUACUUUCACAUACCACAUGGUUGGAGUUGAUGUUGGAUUUGAUAAUCCCAUGUUUGCCUGUCUGGAAAUUGACUAUGAAGAAGCUGAUAAUGAUCCAACAGGCGAUGCAGCUGAACGUACUCAACAAACAUUGACAUUUUAUGAAUUGGAUUUGGGAUUGAAUCAUGUUGUACGCAAGUACUCGGAGCCUCUGGAAGAACAUGCAAAUUUUCUUAUCUCGGUUCCUGGAGGUAAUGAUGGCCCUUCGGGUGUACUCAUUUGCUCCGAGAAUUAUUUGACAUAUAAGAAUUUGGGCGAUCAACACGAUAUUCGUUGUCCAAUACCAAGACGUCGCAACGAUUUAGAUGAUCCUGAGCGUGGCAUGAUAUUCAUAUGCUCAGCCACACAUCGCACCAAAAGCAUGUAUUUCUUCUUGGUACAGACCGAACAAGGCGAUAUAUUUAAGGUCACUCUUGAAACCGAUGACGAUGUAGUGUCCGAGAUCAAAUUGAAGUAUUUCGAUACUGUGCCCCCAGCCGUCUCAAUGUGUGUUUUAAAAACUGGCUUCCUUUUUGUGGCCUGUGAAUUUGGCAAUCAUUAUUUGUAUCAAAUAGCCCAUUUGGGCGAUGACGAUGAUGAGCCCGAGUUUAGCUCAGCCAUGCCUUUGGAGGAGGGUGAAACAUUCUUUUUCGCACCACGUCCUUUGAAAAAUCUUAUAAUGGUCGAUGAAUUGCCCUCAUUUGCUCCAAUUAUUUCUUCACAUGUGGCGGAUUUAGCCAACGAGGACACACCCCAAUUAUAUGUGCUAUGUGGCCGGGGUCCUCGUUCAUCUUUGCGUGUAUUACGUCACGGUUUAGAGGUGUCUGAGAUGGCUGUAUCUGAGCUUCCCGGUAAUCCAAAUGCCGUAUGGACGGUUAAAAAACGUAUUGAUGAUGAAUUCGAUGCUUAUAUUAUUGUGUCAUUCGUAAAUGCCACUUUGGUCUUGAGCAUUGGUGAGACGGUAGAGGAAGUUACGGAUAGUGGAUUUUUGGGCACCACACCCACAUUGUGUUGUGCAGCAUUGGGAGAAGAUGCUUUGGUGCAGGUAUACCCAGACGGUAUACGGCAUAUACGAUCUGAUAAACGUGUCAACGAAUGGCGGGCCCCUGGCAAGAAAUCCAUCACAAAAUGUGCCGUCAAUCAAAGACAGGUGGUCAUAACGCUAUCAGGACGUGAACUUGUUUACUUUGAAAUGGAUGCGACGGGCGAACUCAAUGAAUACACUGAACGUUCCGAAAUGCCAGCAGAAAUUAUGUGUAUGGCUCUUGGCACCGUCCCGGAGGGCGAACAAAGAUCUUGGUUUUUGGCUGUGGGUUUAUCGGAUAACACUGUGCGUAUAAUAUCCUUAGAUCCUAAUGAUUGCCUUACCCCAUGUUCCAUGCAAGCAUUGCCAUCACCCGCCGAAUCAUUGUGUCUCGUCGAAAUGGGCCACACUGAAAGUUCAACCAGUCCAAAUGACGAUAAUGAACGCCCAAAUGCCGCGCCCACAAAGGGAACCAUAUACCUCAAUAUCGGUCUGAGCAACGGUGUUUUAUUGCGUACGGUACUAGACCCUGUGUCCGGAGACUUGGCUGAUACCCGUACCCGCUAUUUGGGUUCGAGACCUGUUAAGCUAUUUCGCAUACGUAUGCAGGGCUCUGAGGCUGUAUUGGCAAUGUCAAGUCGCUCUUGGCUGUCCUACUAUUAUCAAAAUCGUUUCCAUCUAACGCCGCUAUCAUACGAAACAUUGGAGUACGCUUCGGGAUUUUCGAGCGAGCAGUGCAGUGAAGGUAUAGUGGCAAUAUCUACCAACACCUUGCGUAUUCUGGCGUUGGAAAAAUUGGGAGCGGUUUUCAAUCAAGUUUCCUUUGGCUUAGAGUAUACACCUAGAGUAUUUGUCAUACAUCCCGACACAUCUCGAAUGAUAAUUGCCGAGACCGAUCACAAUGCAUACACGGAGGAUACGAAAAAUGCUCGCAAACAACAAAUGGCCGAAGAAAUGCGCAUGGCUGCUGGCGAUGAAGAGCGAGAAUUGGCCAAUGAAAUGGCAAAUGCAUUUAUAAAUGAAGUAUUACCGGAGGAAAUUUUCUCAGCGCCAAAGGCAGGUGUUGGUUUAUGGGCCUCACAGAUCAGAGCAAUUGAUCCCAUACAGGGUCAGACAUUGUUUAAAAUCCCUCUGACGCAGAAUGAAGCUAUAUUGUCAAUGGCAAUUUUAAAAUUUGCUGUAGCCCAGGAUGGCCGCUAUUAUUUGGCCGUUGGCAUUGCCAAAGAACUAAUGUUGAAUCCACGUAUUACCAACGGGGGUUACAUUGAUGUCUAUAAAAUCGAUCCCACCUGCUCAUCAUUGGAAUUCAUGCAUCGCACUGAAUUGGAUGAAGUACCCGGUGCAUUGUGUGCCUUUCAAGGUCGCUUAUUGGCAGGAUGUGGUCGCAUAUUGCGUAUAUAUGACUAUGGCAAGAAAAAGCUUCUACGAAAAUGCGAAAACAAACAUAUUCCAUACCAGAUUGUAAAUAUACAAGCAAUGGGUCAUCGUGUCUACGUGUCGGAUGUGCAGGAAUCUGUGUUCUUCCUGCGUUACAAACGGGCUGAAAAUCAGUUAAUCAUCUUUGCCGAUGACACUCAUCCCAGAUGGGUAACGGCCACCACAUUGUUGGAUUAUGACACCAUAGCUAUAGGCGAUAAAUUUGGCAACAUGUGUAUACAACGUUUACCACAUUCCGUUACCGACGAUGUUGAUGAAGAUCCAACCGGUACUAAGUCAUUGUGGGAUCGGGGCUUACUAUCUGGCGCAUCUCAAAAAUCGGAAAACAUUUCCACCUACAAUGUAGGUGAGAUUAUUAUGUCCUUGCAAAAAGCCACCCUAAUACCGGGUGGUUCGGAAGCUAUGAUCUAUACUACGCUGAGUGGCACAGUUGGGGCAUUUGUGCCGUUUACUAGUCGCGAAGAUUUUGAUUUCUUUCAACACCUUGAAAUGCAUAUGCGAAAUGAAAAUCCUCCACUUUGUGGACGUGAUCAUCUUAGUUAUCGCAGUGCUUACUACCCGGUGAAAAAUGUUAUUGAUGGAGAUCUUUGUGAACAAUAUCUCUCCAUAGAUCCUUCGAAGCAGAAGACUAUAGCCGCAGAUAUGUUCCGAACGCCUAAUCAGGUGUGCAAGAAAUUGGAAGAUAUAAGAACGCGAUAUGCUUUCUAAGGCGUUCAUCUAACAAAACAGCGGAUAAAAUAUAUCACAGCGCAAGGGCGUGACCGCCGGCCAACAUAUUUUUUUAUAUAUUACAAUUAUUUAAGGUGGUAAAUUUAAUGUAGUAUAAGUAUUGGAAAGGAUUCAGAAUUAGACUUAACACAGAUGGUACGCAUGCAGGAGUGGAGAAGUUCUAAUAAUAGAUCCAUAUAAUAAGAUUUUUUUCAUUUAUCGCCAGCAUUCACACUACAUUUAUUUAAAGAAGAUGGCCUCACACCAUUUUCUCAAUGUACCAUUCAUUCACAUUUAAACAACCACAUUUAUGGCUGCCAAAUCUCUAAUUUAAGCUAAUGAAACAAAUUAUAAACCAUUAAUUUAAUUAUAAUACUAAUAAUAAACCCGAUAUAUAGUCUUAUAAAAA